Molecule: messenger RNA, 1218 nt
Organism: Apis laboriosa (Himalayan honeybee)
Lineage: Eukaryota; Metazoa; Arthropoda; Insecta; Hymenoptera; Apidae
Product: odorant receptor 4-like
Exons: 5
Coding region: 1-1218 (405 amino acids)
Biological process (GO): sensory perception of smell; detection of chemical stimulus involved in sensory perception of smell
Cellular component (GO): plasma membrane
Molecular function (GO): odorant binding; olfactory receptor activity
Source: RefSeq, a predicted model, not a curated record
AUGUCAAACAGAUCCGUGGCGAUAAAGACUGAUUCUGAUACCAACAGCGAUUAUUGUCUUCAAUUGAAUCGUUGGUUUCUGAAACCGAUUGGAGCCUGGCCCAGUUUUCCCUCUACAACUAGACAUGAAAGAAUCAUCUCUUUUCUUUUGAAUGUCUCCUGUUACAGUUCUUUAUUAUUCACCUUAAUUCCUUGCUUGCUUCACAUGUUGUUAGAAGAUGAAAGUUUUUACUUGAAAAUGAAAGUACUUGGGUCACUGGCUCAUUGGUUUGUUGGUACAAUGAAUUAUACUACUUUAUUGUUAAGAAGUAGAGAAAUACGAUUAUGUGUCGAACAUAUAAGAACUGAUUGGCAGACAAUAAUAAGAGAAGAAGAUCAACAGGUAAUGCUGAAGAAUGCAAAAUUCGGCCGCUACGUUGCAGCUAUUUCGGCGGCUAUAUUGCAGAGCGGAGUUCUAUGCUUUUGUUGCAUGACAAUUUCAAGAACAGAACUCAUUCAAAUCGGUAACGAAACAAAGAUCGUGCAUGUGCUACCCUGUGCUGUGUACAAAAAAUUAAUAGAUGUUACUCGCAGUCCUAACAGCGAACUUAUCAUUGCUUCACAAUUUUUAUCAGGAUUCAUUGUAAACUCUAGUACUGCAGGAAUUUUCAGUCUCGCAGCUAUUUUAGGAGCACAUGCUUGUGGCCAAUUGAGUAUAGUUAUGACAUGGAUCACGGAAUUUGUAAAUAAAUCGAAGAAAAGAGAGAAAAUGAUUUUUAGAGAAAUAGGCCUUAUCGUGGAGCAUCAUCUAAGAACAUUAAAUUUCAUAUCAUGUAUCGAGGAAACGAUAAAUCGGAUAAUAUUCUUGGAAGUAUUUAGGUGCUGCCUGCAUAUAUGUUGCCUUGGUUAUUACAUACUUAUGGAAUGGUCUGAUUAUGAUAAACGAAGUAUGAUCAUUUAUUUUAUGUUAUUCGUUUCAGUCUGUUUCAACAUUUUUAUAAUAUGUUAUAUCGGCGAAAUAUUAGCAGAAGAGAGUAUGAAAGUCGGUGAAGUAGUCUAUAUGACUGACUGGUAUUAUUUACCCGAUAAGACGAUCCUCGAUUUGAUUUUAAUCAUAGCACGAUCGAGCGUAGUGGUUCAAAUUACUGCAGGAAAAUUAAUUCAUAUGUCUAUUCAAACAUUUACCGAUGUUAUAAAAACCGGUUUUGCAUAUUUAAAUCUCUUACGUCAAGUGACGUAA